CAGCCCAUGAACGCAUCAGCACGCAGUGCGCGGUGGAUGAGGCGGAUUGUCCUCCGCAUGACGCGGAUCUUGCAGGCUGGAAACUGAAAAUGGGGAACGCUGAUACCAAACUUCAUUUCAGGAAAGCGGUGAUCCAGCUGACGACAAAAACACAGCCUGUUGAAGCUACAGAUGACGUGUUCUGGGAUCAGUUCUGGGUCGACUCUUCCAUCGCCGUCCAGGAUAUUUUUGCCCUGGUGCCUGCAGCUGAGAUCCGAGCUGUCAGAGAGGAGUCUCCGUCAAACCUGGCAACCCUUUGCUACAAGGCGGUGGAGAGGCUGGUCCAGUGUGCAGACUCCGGCUGUCCUUCAGAGAAGGAGCGUCAGAUUGUGGUGAACUGCACCCGGCUUCUCACCCGGAUCCUGCCCUACAUCUUCGAGGAUGCAGACUGGAGGGGCUUCUUCUGGUCCACCAUCCCUGGAGCCAGCAGAUCAGGGUGUUUGGAUGAAGACGUUGAUGAAAAUGAAGCUCGCCCGCUGGCCGAGUCUCUGCUGCUGGCCAUCGCUGACCUGCUCUUCUGUCCAGAUUUCACCAUCCAGAGCCACAAGAAGAGCAGCCCGGAUACAGCUGAGGACAUGCGAUCCAUGGACAGCUGUGAGUACAUCUGGGAGGCUGGGGUGGGCUUUGCUCAGUCACCCCCUCCGAACUACAUCCAUGAUCUGAACAGGACUGAACUUCUGAAGUUGCUUCUUACCUGCUUCUCUGAAGCCAUGUACCUCCCUCCUUCCACUGACAGCAGAGUCCCCAACCCCUGGGUCUCCUUCUUCUGCUCCUCAGAAAACAGACAUGCCCUGCCUCUGUUCACCUCCCUGCUCAACGUGGUGUGUGCCUAUGACCCUGUGGGCUACGGCAUCCCCUACAACCACCUGCUGUUCUCCGACUACCGGGAGCAGCUGGUGGAGCUGGCAGUCCAGAUCCUUAUCGUUACUCUGGAGCACGAAGCUGGAACAGCAGCAAGCGCCGCCCUGCGGGCUCUGGACGCCACCACAUCCCUUUCCGCUGAGGAGGGGCCGGAGGAAGCUGGACCAGAAAACCUCUUUGUGAAUUAUCUCUCCAGGAUUCACAGAGAAGAGGACUUGAGCUUUAUCCUCAAAGGUCUGGCCCAGCUGCUCAACAACCCCUUGAUCCAGACCUACCUUCCUCGAUCCACAAAGAAGAUCCAGUUCCACCAGGAGCUGUUCAUCCUGUUCUGGAAGUUCUGUGACUUCAACAAGAAAUUCCUAUUUUUUGUCCUAAAGAGCAGCGAUGUAUUGGAGAUGCUGGUUCCAAUUCUUUUCUACCUGAACGAUGCCAGAGCAGAUCAGUCUCGGGUGGGACUCAUGCAUAUCGGCGUGUUCAUCCUGCUGCUGUUGAGUGGAGAGAGAAACUUUGGUGUUCGUCUGAACAAGCCGUACACUCUUCGGGUGCCCAUGGACAUGCCUGUUUUCACAGGAACGCACGCCGACCUGCUCAUAGUGAUCUUUCAUAAAAUCAUCACCUGUGGACACCAACGACUCCAUCCUCUCUUUGACUGCCUGCUUACUAUCAUAGUGAACAUUUCACCUUACCUCAAGAGCCUGUCAAUGGUGGCAGCCAACAAGCUGCUCCACCUCCUGGAGGCCUUCUCUACACCCUGGUUCCUCCUGUCUGCCCCCCAGAAUCACCACCUGGUCUUCUUCCUGCUGGAGGUCUUCAACAACAUCAUCCAGUAUCAAUUUGAUGGUAAUUCCAACCUGGUGUACGCCAUCAUCCGUAAGAGGAAUGUGUUCCACCAGCUGGCCAACCUGCCGACUGACAGGACGUCGAUUCAGAAAGCCUUGCAGAAGAAGAAGUCAGGGAUUUCCAGAAUUAACUCUACAGACAAUGUGUCUAUGGAGGGCGCCAGACCUGCAGUACCUGCUGAGCCUGGCACACUCAAAGCCACCUUAGAGGCCACCCCAGGAAUUGAUAAGAUAACAGAGAAGUCUCAGGUAAGUGAGGAUGGGACAAUGGUUGCUGUGCCGCGCUCGCAGUCUCCACAGACACCUGCCGACAGUAGCGCCAUCGCCGCAGCCAGCGACACCGAAUCCAACUCAGAGAGAGACCAUGAGGCCUACUUCACACCAUCAGAGACAUCGAGGAGUCGGUUGUCGAGUGUCUCAUCAACAGCAGCAUGGAGCGCUAAUCCAGACUGGAUGUUGUCAUGGAAAGCCAAACUUCCUCUGCAGACCAUCAUGAGGCUGCUGCAAGUGCUGGUUCCUCAAGUGGAGAAGAUUUGCAUUGACAAGGGUUUAACUGAUGAGUCAGAAAUCCUGAAGUUCCUGCAGCACGGCACGCUGGUCGGCCUCCUGCCCGUCCCCCACCCCAUCCUCAUCAGAAAGUACCAAGCCAACGCUGGCACGGCCAUGUGGUUCCGCACCUACAUGUGGGGGGUCAUCUACUUACGCAACGUAGAUCCUCCGAUCUGGUACGACACUGACAUAAGGCUGUUUGAGAUCCAGAGGAUUUAGCUGCUGAGGAUGACCAUCACCUGUUUGUCUCACGUGCGAACUGUGCAGGUUUAUCUUCAUCACCUGGACCGGCCAGUUGGAAACAUUUCAUUCUCAUCAGUCGGCUUCUGUAAAAAUAAAGAAUGUCUAAAUGUGA
Molecule: messenger RNA, 2643 nt
Organism: Melanotaenia boesemani (Boeseman's rainbowfish)
Lineage: Eukaryota; Metazoa; Chordata; Actinopteri; Atheriniformes; Melanotaeniidae
Gene: hid1b
Product: HID1 domain containing b
Exons: 19
Coding region: 90-2507 (805 amino acids)
Cellular component (GO): Golgi medial cisterna; membrane; Golgi trans cisterna
Source: RefSeq, a predicted model, not a curated record